CGGCGAGUGAGGCUCAGCCCGCUGAUGUCGACAGGGAGGUGAAGGCAGAAGCCCCCAACGCGCCAGAUGAGGCCGGACCAGAAAUGCCAGCAGAUGUCAUCAUGGACGUAGCAGACGAUCAGCUCCCGGCUGCAGAAGCGGUGACUGAUAGUGCACAGGAGCCGGUGAUGUCAGCGGCGGUGAUGUCAGCGGCGGCUGACUCACUAGCAGCUGUCGCCUUAGGAGCUGAGAGAUUGGGUCCUGUGGGUGGCGAUACACGGAUGGUUGAUGCUCCGGCAGUUGGACAUAUGAAUCUUCAGAAGGGAGAUGCAGGGACAGCUGAGGGUACAGCUGGAGGUCUGGUGGAUAACAUGGUUGAUAAGAUGGAGUGAUUCCUAGCGGCUUGGAGGACAGAGCUAGAAAGUGUGGCGGUGGUGUGAGUAAACGGGCAGCCAUGCACCGUGGUGCGUUUGAGGUUGCCUUCGGACUGGGUUCUGUCUGCGUGGCCAUUCCUUGCAGAGACUGUCUUGAUGCAGGGAUGCAUGCGGAAGUGUGCAGCCGAAGAAUGUGCAGCUUGCGAAUUCGAGUUUGGAACGUGAGUGAACUUCACCAGUGAGCAACUUUUAUUAAACUGAUACGCAGCGUUGCAAUUUGUACAAAGCUGGCCUAGGGAAAGAGCGAAGCGAUGGCAUCGAGCCAUGAGACGUUUUCCUGUAAUUGAAAAUGAAUGUC
This is a messenger RNA of Coccomyxa subellipsoidea C-169, 711 nucleotides long. RefSeq lists its product as hypothetical. The record is from RefSeq and is a predicted model, not a curated record. The transcript has 2 exons. Bases 84 to 371 code for a protein of 95 amino acids. NCBI's taxonomy places the organism in Eukaryota, Viridiplantae, Chlorophyta, Trebouxiophyceae, Coccomyxaceae.